UCCUGGCCUCAGCUUCUUCACCUAUACAUUUGACCGCCGGGCUGCUGGACCUCCCCGUUUCUGUUCCGCUCUGAAGCCGUCUCAUCUGCGCCUGGAGUGCUGCAGUGUUUGCGUAGACUUUUUGUUUUUUACGUUUCUUUGGACAAAAGCGUCUGCCAAAUAAAAUGUAACGUAAUGUACUAAUGCAAUUCCGGUCAGAGCUGUAUUUCGCCGCUUUGAAUCUCGCGCAUUUUGCACGAGCUGGGCCUCGGAGAUCCUCCAUUCCUCUUCUUUUCUCUUCCUCUUAUUUACCCACGACUCGUAAGUAACACCGUAAUUCUAAAUUCACCAGCUUUCCGCAAUAGGAGCUUCACUUCUGCACACCUUUAAACAGAAAUAUGAUGCGGGGAGUCUGCCUGAGACAAGACACUGAAUUGACAUUACCAGAGCUCACUGAGCAGCACAGGAUCAGACCGAAAGAAGAGGAACUCAGUGGACUGGAGUCUGUGCAUACGACAGAGUCAGAGACAGAGUGUACUGCCCCAGGACUCAGCACACUGGACCCGGAGUGUGUUACAGCACACAGUGGGGUCAGUGCUGUGCACCACACAGACAUGUCAUUGAUAAAAACAGAAGCCUAUCUGGGCUGUCCACACACUGGGUAUCUUAAGACUGAGAGCCUUGACUUUACAGACCAAAUCAAAACAGAGACUGAUGAUGGAGGCUACAUUCAGGCUGAACACAUCAGUGUCUUGCAAGACAUAGAAUGUUUUGACAUUAAAUCUGAUAAUGUGAAGUUUGAAUCCAGUGAGAUUUUAGUGAGUGAACCCAUGAACACUGUGCUUAAUGGAGCUAUUGAUGCUCCCCAAGGCCAGACUGAACCAUGGCCAUGUGCAGGAGAGCUAAAUCCAAACCACAAAAAACCCGCCAAAGAACAGGACUGUUCCACCCAGCAUGUCAGAUGCCUUAAAAAGACACCAGAAUUAAUCCAGGACCAGAGAAACUAUAUAGGUGAAAACCCCCACCAGUGCUCUCAGUGUGGGAACCGUUUUGCUGAUUCAUCUGCUUUGCUUAUACACCUGAGAAUUCAUGCAGGUGAAAAGCCCUACAAGUGUACUGAGUGUGGGAAGUUUUUUUCUCGUAAAUCUCAUUUAAGAAGGCACCAGAGAAUUCAUGCAGGUGAAAAGCCCUACAAAUGUGAUCAGUGUGAGAAGUGUUUUUUAAUGAAAGCUACUUUAAACAUCCAUCAGAGAAUUCAUACAGGUGAAAGGCCCUACAAGUGUACUGAGUGUGGACAGUGUUUUCAUGACAAAGGUGCUUUAAAUAAGCAUCAGAAGAUUCAUACAGGUGAAAAGUCCUACAAAUGUGAUCAGUGUGGGAAGUGUUUUUUAAGGAAAGCUGCUUUAAACAUCCAUCUGGGAAUUCAUACAGGUGAAAAGCCCUACAAAUGUGAUAGGUGUGGGAAGUGUUUUUUAACAAAAGCUGCUUUAAACAUCCAUUAUAGAAUUCAUACAGGUGAAAAGUCCUACACAUGUAAUCAGUGUGAAAAGUGUUUCUUAAGGAAAGCUACUUUAAACAUCCAUCAGAGAAUUCAUACAGGUGAAAAGCCCUACAAGUGUACGGCGUGUGGAAAGUGUUUUCUUGAGAACAGUAAUUUAAAUAAGCAUCUGAGAAUUCAUACAGGUGAAAAGCCCUACAAAUGUGGUCAGUGUGAGAAGUGUUUUUUAAUUAAAGAUACUUUAACCAUCCAUCAGAGAAUUCAUACAGGUGAAAGACCCUACAAAUGUGAUCAGUGUGAGAAGUGUUAUUUAAGGAAAGCUACUUUAAACAUUCAUCAGAAGAUUCAUACAGGUGAAAAGCCUUACAAAUGUGGUCAGUGUGAGAAGUGUUUUUUAACGAAAGAUACUUUAAACGUCCAUCAGAGAGUUCAUACAGGUGAAAAACCCUACAAAUGUGAUCAGUGUGAGAAGUGUUUUUUAACAAAAGCUGCUUUAAACAUCCAUCUGAGAAUUCAUACAGGUGAAAAGCCCUACACAUGUGCACAAUGUGGGAAGUUCUUUGUUUGUAAAUCUAAUUUAAAUAGGCACCAGAAAAUUCAUGCAGGUCAAAACCCCUAAGCAUUUACAUGGUGUUAACACCUCUAUUGCCUUCCCUUAUAUAUUUAUUGAGACAAGAGUGAUAACAAGCUGCACAGAGUUUUGUUUCUCUGCCUUCUGUAUAGUUAUAACUUUGCUGAGGUGGAGACUUGAUCAACAAGAGUGUCAGUUUGAACGAUUAAUGUGUUCUCUUUAAAUUAUUGAACAGGAAGCAUUAAAUUCAUGAUGCACAAGUACAAGCACAGGCUACCAAGCAGGGAAAAUGCCUAGAAAUGUUAUAAUGUGUACUUUGCCAGGCAAUCCAUGAAUGUAUCACUGUGAAUACUGAUCAAUGUCACGCUAAUACAGACCAAAUGGCCACUUGUAACCUGAAUGUCCUAUAGCCGAAAGAAGUCAAAGACAGUUUGAUAUCCCUUUCUCACACACAAUGCAGGAUGUACAAACUAUAUUGAACAUGGGAUCAACCCACGUUGACCCAUUUACACUUGCCAUUUACACCCGACCCGGGGCUUUCCCCUGGUCUGCAAGUUUACUUUUGUUGGUCUACAUGUCACUGCAGAAGAGGGCUGUCAUCCGUUCGGUAUCAUUAGAAGCGGACCUUAUGUCCCUGUGAACUGAUCUGUAGGCUAUAUUAUUUUCUUGCAAUAAAAAGAAAAAUACAUUUUUUAGCGGAUGUUCAUGGGUUUAUUUUGGCGAUUUGGCCAGACUGCACAUGAUCUGGUGUUUUGGGCCAGGUGUUAUUUCAUUUUAUAGGAUUUAUUCACUUAGGACAGUCACCUAAUGUAAGCUUAAUGCUAGUAUACAGUAUAUGUUUCAUGUUCAAGCAUCUAUGCGAUCAAGAAGUGCAGAAUUUAUGGCUGAAAUGGCUAGAAGUCACAGGACAAUCUAUCUAUGACCAAGUCUCAGUUCGUAGCAGAGAUGACCAGAUUUUUAAUUGUGCCAUUAAUCUGAGAUGGUGCCCCUGGAUUUUCCUGAACAAAUUCCUUCACGGUGCUUCUGUCCCAAACCAUGACGGUUGCUGUCAGUCUCUUUCUGGUGGGCUAUAUCUCUGCCCCCUGAAAUUGACACAUGACACCAACAACACUCCUGGCAGUGGGCUAUACUUGGUAGAGCUAAAAGCUCAAACUUGGAACUGGGCAUGAUGUGUCCUUGAACAGCAGCAUACUGAAAGUGAACAGUUACCUGCUCUCUCUGAAUGGCUGUUUUGUUCUAUUAUAUAAAAUAAAUAAGAACAUUAAACUCAA
Molecule: messenger RNA, 3319 nt
Organism: Conger conger (European conger)
Lineage: Eukaryota; Metazoa; Chordata; Actinopteri; Anguilliformes; Congridae
Product: zinc finger protein ZFP2-like
Exons: 2
Coding region: 378-2096 (572 amino acids)
Source: RefSeq, a predicted model, not a curated record